AUGGCUGCCGAGCCAGAGGACCUCGCCGACUCCCAGCCCUUUUCUCCGUCGGACUUCCUCAACCUUCCACCGACGCCCCGCCUCGACUACCCUGCCCUGCAGCUGCAGGACGACGAUGACGACCUGACCCGAGCCUGCUCCAUCCCUCUGUUUGCAGUUCGGCGCGGCAGUGUCCAGUCCUCGCCGAAGCUCACUCGCCUCUGGUUGGCCGUGCUCAGCUUCCAAGCACCAAUCGGUGCUCAUCCAGAACCCGUGCACGCACAGCACCAAGAGCAGGAGCAGCAGUUCACAUUAAUUGGAUUUUCAGCAGCAAUUAUGUGUUAUGUUUGUGAGGACUCUGGGCAGUCCAGACUUCAGUACAUGUUCCAGCACAGGACGUCGGUGUCGCAGGCUGAGUGGAGCAUGGCGUCCAACGAGUCGCUCUUCAGCAUCCAGGGCGCCAGCGACCUGUACCCCGGCAGCAGGUCGCACUUCAACUUCUACUACUACGAGGCCAUGGCGGAGGCGGCGGACUCCAAGCUGCUGUCCCAAUCUGCUCCUGCCCCAGCUUCUGCCGGUGCAGCUGGUGCCUCUGCUCAUGAGAGAAAUUGGCAUUUGGAUCCGACAAACUUGGUGCCAAAUGGGAGCUUUAGAUGGGUAUCUAACCUCCUUUCGGCGCCUCCUGCUUGUGUUUUCGGAGGAUUAUCUGGCAGACAGGGCUUGGCAUGUGCACGUCAGCUGGAACAGUAG
Molecule: messenger RNA, 729 nt
Organism: Miscanthus lutarioriparius
Lineage: Eukaryota; Viridiplantae; Streptophyta; Magnoliopsida; Poales; Poaceae
Source: the annotation of a GenBank genome assembly